This is a messenger RNA of Linum trigynum, 1270 nucleotides long. The record is from the annotation of a GenBank genome assembly. NCBI's taxonomy places the organism in Eukaryota, Viridiplantae, Streptophyta, Magnoliopsida, Malpighiales, Linaceae.
CCUGUGCUUACUUGUUGUGACUGUGAAACCAUCAUCAAUAUGGCUGGGCGUGGAAUUGUCACUUCGCAUGCAGCCAAAAUCCGUUCAAGAUCUCUGCCUUCCCCCAUGGAUGCACCAAUUCCAAGUUUCUUCAGAAUCAUCCUUCCUUACAUGCUCGAGAAAAAGAAGCUGAAGCUGCCCCUGAAGUUCGUCAAAUUGCAUGGUUCCGAACUCUCGUCGACGGCUGCACUUACCUUACCAAACGGCAGGGUAUGGAAGGUCGGCGUGGAGAAGGCGACGAGCGACGAAAACGAGGAGAUCUGGUUCGGCGACGGUUGGGCUGAGUUUGUGGAGCACCACUCGAUUUCCGCAGGUUUUUUUCUGGCGUUUCAGUACCAGCGAGGCCGCUCUGCCUUCAAUGUCCGCAUCUUCGACUUCACCACUUGCUCAAUCGACUACCCUAAGACCGAGCAGCUCGAUGAGGAUCAGACGGGUUCCCCUCAUUGCAUCGUCAUUUCCUCCGACGAAGACGAAGGAGAUUGCGUCCGACCCAGAAGGCGGCAAACCUCCGAUCUCAUUACCCCUGAGAUUGAGAAAACGCUGGAGUGUCUAAAAGCAAGCGGGAUUGCGACGAAUGCUCUGUUCCACCUCUUGUUACCCAAGUUCUACAGACAGAGCAAGAAGGGAAUCGAGGAAGCAAUUGCAUGCAAGCCCGAAGACCGUCCUUGCUUCAUCGUCGUGCCGAACGCUCGUCAGAUUCGUGGGUACACCAGGACCAUGAUACCAACUCGGUUUGGGAGAGAGCAUAAGAUUCAGAGAAGAAGCAAUAGAAGGGGGAUUCUGGAGGUGAGCAAUGGCGAAAAAGCAGGUGAGCAGUGGAGGGUGGAGGUGGCGAGGAACAAGACAGGACAAGAGAUGUUUAUGGGGAAGGGAUGGGUAAAGUUUAUGGAAGAUAACAAUAUGGGAGAAGGAGAUGUGUGCCUCUUCCAGCUGGUCUCUGCGGCGCAUACUGUGAAGAUGGACGUGUCAAUCUUUCCAGCCCAGCCCAGCCCAGCCCAGUGAAUUGGUAGAGUAGUGAUCAUCGUGGGCUAUAUUACUGUAUGGGCUUGUAUAUUGUAGGCGAUGCUAUUUUUGUCUUAAAAUUAGGUUGAACACUAGAGGUGAAUAUCAGCAUAUGCCCACCUAGCUACCUUUUGUUUCUUUGCUUUCGAUGUCGUCAAAUAAGGGUUAAUAUGGAUGGAGUUCUAUAUGACUUUUUAACAUAGUAGUAUAUUAAAACGUCUAAAUUAGU